GUGAAAUAGGGGACAUUUUGGUGCUGGAAGGAAGGGUGUGAAAAUACUACAAAUAACCCGGAAUAUAAGCACUUUUUUGGGGCAGUUUGGACUAACCUCCCGUGCAAUGGCUCCAUGGUUGAAAGUUGUGUAAACAUCCAUAAAAUAUGGACGGGUGGAGCCCAAUCGUAGCCUCGGAUACUGAGCGCUCCAGCUCCGAGGGGGAGUACAUGCUGGAGCCCGGAGCCCAGGAUGGGAGCCUGGAGGCGGGGGAGGGAGAGAGCAUGGCCCCCUCUGGAGGAACCACUGCUUCUGCUGCUUCUGGUUCUUCUGCUGCGGUGGGGUUCGGGAUGAGCGGCACUGGGGAGGGGAAGCUGGUUCUGGGUCGGGUCGGUCCGAGGGACGACACGGAGCUGAGGGUGCUGCACCUGCUGUGGGAGCGGGGGGGCGAGGCUCUGAGCAGCCGGGCGGGGAAGGUGAGCUGCAGGAGGAACCACAGGCUGAGCCGAAGCGUGGGGCCUCUGGGGAAAGAUAUCUAUGCGGUGAAGCGACUGAGGGAAGCAGCAAACAGCAACGACAUCGACACAGGUGAACAGUCCACAUAUUUAGAUAUUAUUACAAAAACAC
Notothenia coriiceps (black rockcod) is the source of this 606-nucleotide messenger RNA. It is a transcript of the gene ankrd54, whose product is annotated as ankyrin repeat domain 54. The annotation marks the transcript as partial. The record is from RefSeq and is a predicted model, not a curated record. Lineage: Eukaryota; Metazoa; Chordata; Actinopteri; Perciformes; Nototheniidae. The transcript is spliced from 3 exons.